Molecule: messenger RNA, 1017 nt
Organism: Rotaria sordida
Lineage: Eukaryota; Metazoa; Rotifera; Eurotatoria; Philodinida; Philodinidae
Source: the annotation of a GenBank genome assembly
AUGAUCUUUGAAUUAUUGUUAUUAUUAUUUAUUUCUAUUCCAAAAAAUAUAUUUGGAAUAUAUUGUAUUUAUUCGGAAGAAUCAUUUCAAUGGUCAUUCGACGAAUUUGAUUAUGAUAAAUUAAAAGAUAAAAUCGAUCAUUUUCCAGUAUAUGAUUAUAAUGAUGAUAAUAUUGAUAUGUGUAGAGUUGAAAUCUAUAUUGAUUAUCAAUAUAGAUCAAUUUUAAUUAGUUUUGGAGAUUCAUUUCAAUGGAGUCAACUUGAUAAUGGUGAAGCACGUUUAGAUUUUUUAAUUAUAUUUAAUAAUAAUAAUAUUCAAGUUGAAUAUUAUAAUGUAUUAGAAUAUGCUUGUUAUGAUAAAGAUCAAUGUAAUAAAUUAUUUGUUUAUCAUCAUAUUAAUUGGCUUAAACAAAUUGAUUAUACACUAUUUCAAACACAUUUAAGAUCAAUACUUUUUUAUAACUCAAAUCAAACAGAAUAUUGUUUUAUUGACAAAGUUAAAUUAUUAAAAUGUGAAACAAAUAUUUGUUCUGGAAAAUAUUCAAGUUAUCAUAAAAAUUAUUUAUUUGAAUGUCAUGAAAAUUCUGAAUCAUUAGUUGAAGUUCAUAUAACAACUGAUAUGAAAUUAAUUGAAGAAAAUAUAUUAAAUAAAAAUAAAAUUUAUAUAUUAGAACAUAAAAUAAUUCGAUAUACUUGUAUGUUUAAUAAAUGUAAUGAUCAAUAUUUAACUGAUAAAUUAAUUAAUAUUGUUGAAGAAUAUUUUCAAUUAUCAUUAAUGAGAGAUGCUUUUUUUAAUUAUUCUUUUAUCAAUAAACAAGAAUUUUAUUUAUUUCAUUAUUCGAAUUUAUCUUAUCAAACAACAUCGAAUACAGAUAAAAGAGAAUAUUUACCAUCAAUAUCAAUCAUAAAUGAUUAUUUAUUUAAUAAUUUAUCGAAUAAUAAAUCUCAUUUAUCAAUAUUUAUUAUAUUAACAUUAUUAUAUUUAAAUAUAAUCGAUCAUUUAUUUAAACAAAUCUAA